UUCCUCUUUCCAAAGUUUAGCUUAAGGAAUGGUGCAAGGAGCAUUAUAGGACUAAUUUGAUGUGAAGUGCACGAAGGUGUAAGCGGUUGAAAGGAGCCCACAAUGGUAGCUAAGAUUUUACUCCUCUGUGGUACCAUAGGGCUGGUGGAGGCAGACCUACAUUCAAGAUAUCCUGGGUAUCAGGACCACAAGCAAAGGCCUCAAGAUCACAGGACACUGACAUACCCACAUCCAUCUUCUCUGCCUGAGGAAUACUGGGGAAGGGGGCUCAUCAGAAAAGAAACCUUCAAUCCAACUUCUGCCACUGAUGAUACGAAGGAUUAUUAUGAUGCUGAAAACCAUCAAACUCGAAAUGAGAACUGGUGCUCCUCUACACAGUCCCGGCUGGUCACGUAUAUCGCUGCUUGCAAGACAGAGAAAUAUGUAAUUAAAUCACAGCAACCAUGUCCAAAUGGGACCCCAGAUUGUCAGAAGAUCAUGUACAGAGCAGCUUUGAAGCCUAUCUACCAGGUGAAACAAAAAGUCAUAAACCCUUUGCAGUGGAAGUGUUGCCCUGGUUAUUUUGGGAAGAAUUGUGAAUAUCAUGAUCCUAAUUUUCUCCUGGUAUCCACCACUCAACCAGCAAGCUGGGAAGAAGAACAAGAAGCAUUCUCAAGUCAGAGAGAUAUCACAGAGGCCCAUCAAAGCCAUGAAGCACUCCUGGAAGAUCUGCAGAACGAUUUCCAUCAGGCAACAAACAACUUGGGAGUCUUACAGAAGGUGCUUCAUUAUAACACCAGCAGCACCCAGGGGGAAAUGAACCACAGCCAAUCAGAAGUACAUGAGCAGUUUCUCCAGCAAAUGCUCUUUCCCCAUGUGGAGAGUUUCUUAAGGGAGCAUCUGAACCCUGUCUGGGCAAGUUUCAAUAAAAGUCUACAGGAUCUUUCUGCCACCCUGAAAAAUCUUUCACAGAAUGUUGAGGCCAAUCGGAAACGUAUAGAGGGAUUCAAAGAAAACAUUGUGCCCAAGAAAGAUUUUCAAGAGUUGGGAACAAAAUUUGAAUCCAAGGUUCAAGCUAAUGUUUUGAGGGUGGACCAGAUGAAGCACGAAAUAGAUAGUCAUUUACACCUCCAGCAGGCUGCCAUACACUACAAUCUCACCAUGAUCAAAGCAGAUACUGAUCUGAAGCUCAAGAGGCACCAUAAGAUACAACACUUAUAUUUGUUGGCCUUAAACAAUAGCAUAGCAGAUCUGAGACAACAGCAAAACAAGCUUCAAGAUGAGCUAGAGACCCUGAACAGAAACCUAGCACCGUCCCCUAUCCAAUUUGGCAGCCAAAAUGAGGCAUUUACUGAAAGGGACAUUCAGAUUCUCAAUCAGAGCCUGGCAAGACAUGCCCAGCAGCUUGCAAGACUUUAUGAUGAGGCUGAGGAGGACUACCAAAUACUAACUGAUUCUAUUAAGAACCUGAAAGCCAACUCAAAGCGUGAAAUAGAAGAAUUCAGAGUCGAGCUAAUGGAAAUGAGUCUUACAAUAGAGGACUACAGAGAAGACCUGGAAAGGAAGAUUCUCGCUCUAAACAAUACUCUGUCAAAUAUUCAAGAAGGCCAUCGGGACCUGCAGAAGUCUCUGAAAGGAUGUCAUUGUGAAAAACUACCACCUUCAGGCACUGAUAUGGAAGAUCAAGCGAACAUCACUCAGAUCAACAGAGAAGAAAUGAAGCAACUUGAGGCACGCUUAAAAGAUCUUGCUGCAGCUUUCCCCCUUAUAUAUCAGUCUCUAGAUUUCCAGCAAGAACAGAGCCGAAAGCUGGAAGGCGGCAUGUCCCUUCUCAAGUCUCAUACUGAAAGGUUGUCUGAAAAUAUUGGCAUCCUGAACAAAAAUGAUGAGAAGAUGCAUGGACACAUCAAAUAUCUCAACAGCUCUUUUCACUCUCUGCUAGUUGAUGCAAUGAGACAUGAGAUAGCACUAGAAGCCUUGCUUGGAGAAGAAAUUAUGGAAGUCUUAUCGGAAGACUUAGAACCUAGUACCUUACUGUCCCCCAUACAGCAACUUCAAGUGACUGUUAGAAUAAUCUCAGACAAUCUCACGGAGCAAAAUAUUACCCUGGAAUCUCUUAUGAAGAGAAUUCACUCUUUGGAGAGGCUGGAUCGUGAGAACAACCCCAAUGUCCACAAACCUCUUAAGCAUCCUGUGGUUGAAAAGCAAAUAGAGGACGCCAUGCAAGAGGUCACCACCCAACGUAGCAGAGUGGAACACAUGGAGCCAAACCAUGAAGCUUCCGUGGAGGAUGUCCUGGAUAAUCCGGCAUAUCAUGAUAUCAUGACUCUAAAGAAAGAGAUUGGGCACCUCAGCAGGGAGAUGAAGAAAUAUGAGUUGCAGAGGGAUUAUGCUGCUUUCUGCUGUAAUCACACCAUAGACAGCCUAGUGGAACCACUCAGUGUAUCAGUGAAGAAUUUGAGGGAAGACCUUGCAUCAGCCCAACAAGGAUUUGAAGAGCAUCUACAGGUCUUUCAAAUGCUGUUUGGAAGUAACAAAGAAUUAGCUGCUGUAAAUUUAAGUUUGGAUGUGUCAAAGAUUCAGUCACUGAUGGGCAGAAGGAUGAGGAAGCAGCUUCAAGUUCAGGAGGGGCAAAAACUGAGAGACAAGAAAGAGGCCAACAACCGUAGAGAAGGCACUUUAAAUGGAAGAAACAAGAUACAUACAGAGAUCCUGGAGACAGGUACAACUGUGGCAUUUUAUGUGAGAUAUUCAGAAGGAAGGGAAGCACCAAGCCUCAACGAAACAUAUCUCAAUUAUGGAGGAGGGUACUUUCCUGAACAUGGUUACUUCAAGUCCCCUCACAGUGGUGUUUAUAUGGUUGCUAUCAAUGUAGAGCUGGUGCCAGGACCUGCCCUGGGGCAACUGGUUUUUAGCAGCAGGCAAAGAAUGACGCUUAUCAGCAAUAAAAAGAAAAAGGCAACCGGAGGUUCUAUGACUACUUUUGCACUCGUGGAGCUUAAGAAAGGGGAGCACAUGUGGUUUGAACUGGUGCAGGGUGCUGGCACGAAGCAGAACCCUGCUGGAUUGAGCCUGGCUGGAUUUCUGAUAUUCAAAACUUGAAAAGAGACCAAUAAAUGAUGCUUUGUCAUACACAUAGCUAACCUAACCUGCUAGUCUGAUGACUCUGAGAGGUUUGCUGUGUGCACUUUUAAACAUCGUCCUAUCCUUGAUUCAUCUCAAGUGCUGCUUUCUAGAAAUAGCUCAGUAGUUGCUUAGCAGUGCCACAAACAUUAAGGGACAAGAAAUUGAAUUUUUAUGCUGAAAAAGGUUUAUGAAAGACUCUAGGACAAGGAUGGGUAACUUGUGGCCCUCCACCUGUUCUUGGACUCCCAACUCCUGUCUGCCACAGCCAGUAUGGUCAAUGGUCAGGGAUGAUAUAGUCCAACAGUAUCUGGAGGACCACAGAUCCCCCACCCCUGCUUUCAUAGUUUAUCACUUAUUUGAUUCUGUUUUCCCUUAGGCUCAAAACUGCUACCCCCUUCUUACAUCCAGUGAAAAAUGAGCAGCAUUCAUGUAAAUAAGUUUUCAGUGGAAAAACAAUCAUUUCAAGUUUUUUCCCCACCAUUGAGCAAGGGCCAGGGAGCCCUUACAUGAGUGGCAUGGUUGCCAUUUCACCAUCCUUUAACAUGCUAGCAAUAUUAGAAAUCACAUGGGAAGGACUGGUGAUGAACACUCCUUCCAUUACUGUCUCCCACACUGGAUGCAAGUGUUUGUUUUCAGAUGAACAAAGCCCAUACAUUUCUGUUCCUAAAGUAUUAUGUAAUUAUGUCUAUACUAAAGAGAAAUGUAUCAGUGUACUUCCAUGAUGAACACUACUCUUUGUGCACUAGGCUGUAGUUUGCUUUGCAAACUGUAGUAUUUCAAGCAGAGGAAUCAGAAAAACUUCCACUGAUAAGCAUUUAGCCCAGUUAAGAACGUAAGAACAUAAGAAGAGCCUGCUGGAUCAGGCCAGUGGCCCAUCUGGUCCAGCAUCUGUUUUCACAGUGGCCAACCAGGUGCCUGGGGGAAGCCCGCAAGCAGGACCCGAGUGCAAGAACACUCUCCCCUCCUGAGGGUUCCGGCAACUGGUUUUCAGAAGCAUGCUGCCUCUGACUAGGGUGGCAGAGCACAGCCAUCAUGGCUAGUAGCCAUUGAUAGCCCUGUCCUCCAUGAAUUUGUCUAAUCUUCUUUUAAAGCCAUCCAAGCUGGUGGCCAUUACUGCGUCUUGUGGGAGCAAAUUCCAUAGUUUAACUAUGCGCUGAGUAAAGAAGUACUUCCUUUUGUCUGUCCUGAAUCUUCCAACAUUCAGCUUCUUUUCGGCCAGAUUACUGUAAUUAUUAAAACUUUAAAUUCUUUAUAGGACAAGAUUUCAGCUCAUUUCCAGCAAUGCAUAAAUAUAAA
Molecule: messenger RNA, 4401 nt
Organism: Rhineura floridana
Lineage: Eukaryota; Metazoa; Chordata; Lepidosauria; Squamata; Rhineuridae
Gene: MMRN2
Product: multimerin 2
Exons: 7
Coding region: 103-3081 (992 amino acids)
Biological process (GO): negative regulation of vascular endothelial growth factor receptor signaling pathway; negative regulation of cell migration involved in sprouting angiogenesis
Molecular function (GO): protein binding
Source: RefSeq, a predicted model, not a curated record